Messenger RNA from Penicillium cosmopolitanum, 1509 nucleotides. RefSeq names its product putative GABA permease. Gene Ontology annotation, cellular component: membrane. Lineage: Eukaryota; Fungi; Ascomycota; Eurotiomycetes; Eurotiales; Aspergillaceae. Gene Ontology annotation, molecular function: transmembrane transporter activity. The transcript is spliced from 7 exons. Gene Ontology annotation, biological process: transmembrane transport. Bases 1 to 1509 code for a protein of 502 amino acids. The record is from RefSeq and is a predicted model, not a curated record.
AUGGGCAAGCGACCUGUGUUGAAGCGGAACUUCGGGCUGUGGUCGAUUUUAGGAUUCAGCUGUACAAUUCUGAUUACUUGGGAGGGCAUUGUUGUACUUUUCCUACAAGCAUAUGAGAAUGGUGGACCAGCAGGCGCUGUGUAUGGUUUCAUCUUCGUCUGGAUUGGUGUCGCAUCGACAUUUGCAGUUCUAUCCGAGUUGGCGUCAAUGUAUCAGUCCCUAGAAUUCAAUUGGUUUAAGACAAAAGCUAAAAGAUCGCCAGGGCUCCCACCUCAGGCGGGCAAUAUCACUGGUGCUCAAUGUUGGCUUACUGUCAUUGGAUGGCAAGCAACGUUUGCAACAUCAUGCUAUCUAGUCGGCACUCUCAUCCAAGGCCUCAUCGCCCUGACUCAUAGCAAUUACCAGCCUCAAAAUUGGCAUGGAACGCUUCUAUUUUGGGCUGUUGCUGUAUUCUCUCUGGCUAUCAACCUUGUUGGUGGUAAUUUGUUGCCACGACUUGAAGUCUUCAUUCUUGUGCUUCAUAUCUUGGGCUUCUUCGCCAUUCUCAUCCCUCUAGUCACGACGGCUGAUCAUGGGAGUGGGAAUGAAGUCUUCACUGAAUUUCUGAACCUUGGAGGCUUCCCCUCUCAAGGUCUAUCAUUCUUCGUUGGGAUGGUUGGGUGUAUAUUUGCAUUUGCUGGAGGCGAUGCUGCUGUUCAUAUGUCCGAGGAAAUCAAGAAUGCAUCAACCGCUGUGCCUGCUUCAAUUAUGCUCAGCGUGCUCAUCAAUGGAUUCCUUGGGUUUGGAAUGCUGAUCGCUAUGCUCUUCUGUCUCGGGGACAUUGAAGCGGCCCUCAAGUCUCCGACGGGGUACCCAUUCAUGUCUAUCUUCCUCCAAGCCACCGGUUCCGUUGCAGGCACUGCUAUCAUGGGCUCGAUCAUCACUACCAUGGGCAUCAGUACAUCGGUUGGCAUGUUGGCAACAACAUCGCGCCAAUUUUGGUCUUUCGCUCGCGAUCGAGGUAUUCCAGGCUGGCGAGUCUGGAGUCAGGUUCACGGUAAAAAUGCAGUGCCAGUUUAUUCGAUCUUACUUUCAGCAUGUGUUGCUUGUCUGCUUGCCCUCAUAAACAUUGGCUCAUCGGUCGCCUUCAAUGAUUUAGUAGCAAUGUCCAUUUCUGGGCUCUACCUGUCAUAUAUGACCGUAGCAGGCCUCCUUCUCUAUCGCCGUUGUACCGGACAAAUCAGUUCCUCCGAUGAUGGCGACGUCGAGAUGGUGAAUACAGCUGGCGCAAAGCUGGUUUGGGGGCCAUUCCACAUUGCUGGAGUUUGGGGCGUUCUUGUCAACACAUUUGCGCUCAUCUACAUGAGUAUUGCGAUAUUCUUCAGUUUCUGGCCCCCGUCUUGGAUGGUCACUGUCGACUCAAUGAACUUUAGCGUUGUUGGAACUGUGGGCGUGGUACUCCUCAGUUUGAUCUACUACGUCGCACGGGCACGCCACAUCUACGAUGGCCCCAGAGUGGAGAUUCAGUAA